Tetrahymena thermophila SB210 is the source of this 2355-nucleotide messenger RNA. RefSeq lists its product as hypothetical. The transcript has 7 exons. Lineage: Eukaryota; Ciliophora; Oligohymenophorea; Hymenostomatida; Tetrahymenidae. The record is from RefSeq and is a predicted model, not a curated record.
AUGAAUUUUUAGGAAAAUAACGAAGACUAUGAGGAAGCAACCUAACCUGUUUUUCAAAACGUUAUCAAUAUCUUGGAGUAACAAGGUUUAAUUGCUAAAAUGCUUAACCCAUAGUAUAAAGAGCAUGAUUAAUAAGCUACAAAAGCAGCGCACAAUGACUGGGCUUAAUGGGUGCAUAAUGAUUUAUCAAAUAAUGAUUCUGUACCUUAAAUUACCAUAUAAGAGGAAAGAAAAUUUCUUUAUGAUGAAAAACACCACCAUAUGUGGUAUAAAAACAUAAACCUACCAACAAUUACUAUAUCAGUUCAACAAGAAGUGUUUGGUAGUGGGAAAUACAAUGUGCUCUUGGAUUGUUUUGGUGUCUAAGUCUAGGAAGACUUAUUGCAACAAAACGUUUCUUCUAAAGAUUCAUUUACACCUUCAUCUUUGGGCGGAUACAAGAGGUUUUCUUUAGAAGGUGAGGGAAUCUAGCAAGCUAUCCUUAAUUAAAAGUAAUUGCUGACUUUUCAAAGAAUUAAGUGCAAAGAAACAUCUUACAAUAAUAAGGGUAUCAGAUUUUUCAUAGUACUUUAUAUUUAUGAAAUAUCCACCUUGAAGCCUGUUUUGAUCAGACUAUCUCCGUCUCUUUACAUAGAAUCUAGAAAAAAAUCAUUUUAAGAAACACAAACAUUGCUUGGUUUUUCUCACCCUUUCCAACCUGAAUCAUUUACAAAAAUUUAUGCGAAGUGUUCCCAACAGAUGACACUGGAUAACAUUGAUAGCUUCAAUGAGUACUACAGCUCAUGCAAUAUAAGACACAAGAUCCUGCAUCCUCUAUUCUUGUUUUUGAAGUUUUCAAAGGGCAUAAAGUUAUUUUAUAACAAGCAUUUAAUUGACGAAAACAUAGAAAAUAAAGGUUACGCUAGCUUAUUUUUGGAAAUUUAAGCAUAAAUUUAUAACUAAAUUUAACAAGAUUUAAACAAUUCUUGUGUGGAUGACAUUAAAAAUUAAAAAAAUAAAUCGGUUAAAUAAUCUACAUAUUCCCUUCUUGGCAUUAUGGUUAAUUACGAUAGCAUGCCUCCUCACGAUAAAAAAUAAGAGAAAAAAAUUUACUAAAAGGUACACCGCUUUGUGAAGCCGCUUAUCGGAAAUAUUCUGCAGGUGUAUUUUGAUCGCAAAGAUAUUCCUUCGUAUAUGAAAGAACUUAUCUAUGAGGAUUAAAUGAAAGAGGACUACAAACAAAUUUAUCAAUAAUUAUCAGAUUUGAAAUUAAACAGAUCCAUGAAAUUAGGACCAUCCAACACUUAAUAUUGGAACCCAGAUUAGCAAAAUUUAUAAUAGCCAAAAAAUUCACGUGCUUCAAAUAUUGAAAGUUCUUAAGAGGAAAGUAACUCACAGUAAAAUCCUAAUAGUUCUGGUAAAUAAAAAAGUUAACAAGUUUAAUUCAAACAGAGUGAUUAAAAGCUAAAAAAAAGACCAUUUAGCUCUCUAAAUAGCAAUAGCAGUAAUAAUAAUAGCUAGAUAUAUGCAGUUGCAAACAAAGAAGCAGAUGCAAACCACAGUAACUUGGUUGAAGAAGAGAAAAUUUAAAAAUAAGGGAAGAAUGAAAUAAUUAAUUAUCAAUCAAGCUCACAAAAUCUCAAGAAUAAAUAGCAAAAUAAAAAGCAAGAAAUUUUACAAAAAUUCAAAAAAACAUCUGAAACAACUAACAACACUAGAAAUUCCUUUUAUUCUGGUGAAAAUAGUCUAGAAGAUAAUUACGAAUUCGAAGAAGGAACCCGUCCUAAAAAAACAUAAUCAAUCAGUUAACAUAGAAAAGAAACUCUAUCAAGAAUUCCUGAGAUAUCUCAUUAACACAACUAAAAAGAAACCUUAACGAAUACACUAUAAACUCCUCAAACAUCUAUUCCUGAAAAUUUUUCAUAGACAACUAUUUAUCCAGAUUUAAAUCACUAGCAUGCCAAUCAAGUAGCAUACACUAAUCCAAUUUAUCAGUCUCCAGAAGGAAUGAUAUUACCUAUGCAACAUUAAAUAUCUUAGCCUAUGCUAAUUCCUAUGAAUAGCUAUAUGCAAAUGCCUCAUAUGAUUUAGCCAACAGUUCCCUAAUCUCUACCUAUUCAAGCAGCUAUGGUACCCUAGCCUGUUUAAGUAGUAAUAAACCCAUACUAGAUAUAAAAUAUGUAUUACCCAUAUCACAACACUGGCUAUGGUAUGCCUAUGUAAGUCAUGCAUACUACCUAACCAGCCCCACCUACUUUUAUUUAAACCAAUAUGAUGAACUACCCUCAAUAAUAGCCUAUUUCUGUCUAGAAUAAUUACUAAUAUAUUUAAUAGUCUAAAUUAUAAUGCCUUUAAUAGCAGUAGUAAUAAUAAUGA